AGGAGGAGGAGGAGGGAAGCGGCUGCAUUGAGUUGCCACCAGACGGAAUUGCGUCGCUCGCUGCCCCCCCCCCCGCGCUUCCCACGUCUGCCGCUGAACUUGUUGCAGAGGGGAGAGCAAGGGGGGCUGGCCAGGAGCCGCCUCAGCGCCUCCGCACGAGCGCCGCGGGAGCCUCGGCCACUUUCAGGUCCCCUCCAUGCCCAGCGAGCGCUCCGGCCGGACUUCGCCCUCAGGAUUCCUCUUAUCUACUCAAGACCAACUCUCAAAACAUUUACUCCUCUAUUAACCAACCACUUUGGCCAUUCUCUCUGCCAUCCUAAACUUCGCUUCCAGCAACUUCUGAAUUUUCGUUCAGGAUGAAGAACCUGACUUUUGCCUUGGUUAUAGCUAACCUCUUUCAUAGGAACCUCCCUCCCAAAAUUGUUCUUUUCAUCCUUCCCUUUUUUGCAUGUUUCCCACAAGUGGUUGUUCUGUCCAGUUCAACUGUAAAUUUGGAUUUCCCCUCCCCCGUCUUGCUGUUCCGCCUUAAUUUCUGCUUUUCAAAAUUCACUUCAUUUUUACUAAGAAGGCUUGCAGGAUUCUUUGUGAGCUAAGCUGUUUCUCAGCUUGCCUUUUCUUUAUUCAAGAAAAGCUUCCCUGUAUCAAGUUAGUUCUCUGUCCCUCUUCCUUGCUUCUUUAGUGCAAGAGCCUGGAAAAUAGGAGUGUGUAGUAUGAAGUGAUGAUCAUUGGGAUAAAGGGAAUCAACUGUAAAUUGGAAAAGUGACAUCUUCACACCUUCUGCUAAAAAUCUAUGAUUUGCAAAGAGAUGUAAGUAGACAUCCUAGCAGGUGUUCUUUCUGUAGCACUAGCCUAAGUAUUCAAGAAAGAAAGAAAAAUCCAUUUUUUUUCUUCUCUCCUCAGUUCCCAAACAACUAUUUGCAGCUGAUGGUUGUAGUAGACAAGUGGGAGGAAUGUCAGGAUGUCAGAGCCUUUCCCAGAAUCAGAAAAGAACAGAAUAUUGCUGAGUUAGGAAUUGUCUCUUGGUUUGAUAAAAUUGCUGACUGAUUACCACUCCCUGGAUCUGACAAGCUAGCUGAUCUGCUCUUGCAGACAGUAUAUUUUGCUGCAUUUUUGUGCAUGUUGAUCUUCCCUGAUUUCAGUCUACCUAAUGGAGAAAGGAGGUGCUUGGUGUUGAUCAAAAACAUAGAACAGCUUCUCAUGCUCCACAGUUGGUUAACACCUUAAAGCAAAUAUUUCAAAUAGUGUUAAGCAAUGGGAGAACCUGUUAUUUGGGAAGGGUUACAAGGAAAGAAGAUGAAAAAAAUAGGGUAGAUUUCUCUGUCAUACAUAAAGUGUGGGCCCCUAAUCUCUUGCUACAUUCUGUGUUUCCCCUUCCCCCUUCAUUUUAGAAGACUGGAUUAUUUCUAAAGAAACUACCCAGCAAUACCACCACCAGCAGCUUCCGUAAUGGCAGCAGGAGUAGCAGCAUGGCUGCCUUUUGCCCGAGCAGCAGCAAUAGGAUGGAUGCCAGUGGCCUCCAACCCUAUGCCAAAUGCACCUAGGCAGGAGAGGAAACGUAGUCAGGAUUCUCUGAUUGUGCUGAAUGUGAGUGGCACCCAGUUCCAGACCUGGCUGGACACCCUCGAACGCUAUCCUGAUACCCUUCUGGGCAGCUCAGAGAGGGACUUCUUCUACCACCCAGAGACACAGCAAUACUUUUUCGACCGGGAUCCUGACAUCUUCCGACACAUACUCAAUUUCUAUAGAACAGGAAAGCUACACUAUCCCCGUCAAGAGUGCAUCUCAGCCUAUGAUGAGGAGCUGGCCUUCUUUGGUAUUAUCCCUGAAAUCAUUGGCGAUUGCUGCUAUGAGGAGUACAAGGAUCGACGACGGGAAAAUGCUGAACGCCUUCAGGAUGAUGCUGAUCAGGAUAAGGCCAACGAGUGCCAUCUUCCUUCCAUGACAGCUCGAGAGAGGAUGUGGCGGGCCUUUGAGAAUCCACACACCAGCACACUGGCCCUGGUUUUUUACUAUGUUACUGGCUUUUUCAUUGCUGUUUCUGUCAUUGCGAAUGUGGCGGAGACUGUGCCCUGUGGGAUGACUCCUGGUGCCAUCAAGGAGUUAUCCUGUGGAGAGCGCUACGAUGUGGCUUUCUUCUGCCUAGAUACAGCCUGUGUCAUGAUCUUCACUGUUGAAUAUCUCUUGCGCCUGGUGGCUGCUCCCAGCCGGUACAAGUUUGUCCGUAGUGUUAUGAGCAUCAUUGAUGUCGUGGCAAUUAUGCCAUAUUACAUUGGUCUGGUGAUGACCAACAAUGAGGAUGUCAGUGGAGCUUUUGUAACCCUGCGUGUCUUCCGGGUCUUCCGGAUUUUUAAAUUUUCACGCCACUCACAGGGUCUACGCAUCCUGGGCUACACUCUGAAAAGCUGUGCAUCAGAGCUUGGCUUUCUCCUUUUUUCUCUCACUAUGGCCAUCAUAAUCUUUGCUACAGUCAUGUUCUAUGCUGAAAAAGGUUCGUCUGCCACCAAGUUCACCAGUAUUCCUGCUGCUUUCUGGUAUACCAUUGUUACUAUGACCACCUUGGGGUAUGGUGACAUGGUGCCGAAGACAAUAGUUGGGAAGAUAUUUGGUUCCAUUUGUUCUCUCAGCGGGGUCUUAGUCAUUGCUCUUCCAGUUCCUGUCAUUGUCUCCAACUUCAGUCGCAUCUAUCAUCAGAACCAACGAGCCGAUAAGCGCAGGGCACAAAAGAAAGCCCGGCUUGCAAGGAUCCGUGCAGCAAAGAGUGGGAGUGCAAAUGCUUAUAUGCAGAGCAAAAGAAAUGGCUUCCUCAGUAACCAGCUGCAGCUAUGUGGUGAAGAACAAGAGGCCUUUGUUAGCAAAUCUGGUUCUUCCUUUGAAAUCCAGCACCACCAUCUGCUUCACUGUCUGGAAAAAACCACGAAUCAUGACUUUGUGGAUGAGCAAACCUAUGAAGAAAACUGUAUGGAGGUUUCUACAGUCAACCGGCAAUCUAGCCAUAGUCCUUCUCUUUCUUCUCAACAAGGAGUGACAAGCUCUUGCUGUUCCCGACGACAUAAAAAGACAUUCCGCAUCCCAAACACCAAUAUAACCAGUAGCCGUCCAAGUAGUGUCCAAGAACUCAGCACUAUUCAGAUCAGAUGCAUGGAAAGAACACCUCUGUCAAACAGUCGAUCCAGUUUAAAUGCCAAAAUGGAAGAGUGUGUAAAACUAAACUGUGAGCAGCCUUAUGUAACCACAGCAAUAAUCAGCAUCCCAACACCACCUGUGACUACCCCGGAAGGAGACAAUAGACAGGAUACUCCAGAGUAUUCAGGAGGAAACAUCGUCCGAGUAUCUGCUUUAUAAAAACAAAGACCAUUGAGUAGCUGUCAAGAUUCAGAAGAUAGAGGGCUAUAUCUCUGGAUUAAACAGAACAGCCACAGAUAAUGGAAGGAUUCCAGAGAUACAAAGUAUUCUAACUUUUCAAUAUUGAACUGUGUGCAGUGAACAACCAAAUGAAAUUUCUAUAUGAACUGGACCUUUUCUGGAAUAAACUCUUGUGUGACUCUUUUCAUUUACUGUACGAGCACAAUGAAAUGUCUCCAAUUAAAGCUUCUUCUUACCAUGGGAUGUAGAAAAAAAAUCUUUUUAAUAAAAUACCUUUAAAAAAAACACAAAGACACAUACCACCAUUCAGACAGUUUAUUUUCCAGCCAAAUGCAAAAUUAAGGAUGGACCCAGUUUUGAUAACGUGUUCUCUUUUUUCCUAUUGAUAAAACAUGAACUCAUCAAUCAGCUGACAUCAAAAGAGAGAGAAAUGGCUCAUCCAGUACGUAUAUCGAUUGAAAGAAACAACUCAUAUGCAUGUGAAAAUUCUUUGAAGCUGUGAUCUGAAUUUACUUCUGUUGUUUACUUCAGACUAGGCAUGAUAACAUUUUACUGUAAAAAAGGGGCAUUUCUGUGCACUUAUAAAAGCUGAUCGUUAAUGUUCCAUGGUGUACAAAUAAUUUGCUGGAGAGGGGUGGGAAUGGGAAGAGAAAAAAUUCAUAUUCAAAACACACAUUAGUGAACUUGAGGUGUUCAGUUAGUUUAAUAUUUAUAAUUGUUUUCCCUUACUUCCUUGGUACUGUUACAACUGCAAUAAUUCAAUAUACAUCUGUUGUAUCAGGAAUCAGUCUUUUAUUUAUAUAACUGCACAAAGUCAGCUAUAAAAUAAAAACCCACAUUGAUAAUCAAUACGUUAUGUAACAUGAAAAAGUUUAAUGUUUUAAUCAUUUAAGGCCAACAAUAAUUCUGCCAACCUUUUUUGUUUUUCUCUUAUCCUACAAUUCUUCAAAGCCAAUCUUUGCUUUUCGUUAUUUGUUUUGUUCUCCUUUGAAUACAGUUUUCCUGUUUUUUUUAAAAAAACUUGAUCUAUAAGCAUCAUUCUAUAGUGUAUGUUUUCUGAAUUAAUUAAGUCUUCCUAAUGUGAUGUUACAAUGUAGCUGACAUCUGAUAUUAAAUUAACAUGGUGUAGCAUAAAGUCCUCUAAAACUGCUAUAUAAUGAUGUUAGAUAAACUAAGCACUGGAAGUCGUACAGAUAAGAUUUGCUGAAGAUUACAUAAAUCUGUCAAAUCUGUUCUGAAGCACUGGAUCAGAUAGCUUAACAGGGCAAUUCACAGUGAAGUGGAGUUUGAAAAAGUCAAGAUGGCUACCAUGACUACAUCAUCAAGGCCUGCCCCUUUUUUGCAUGAGACGCCAUUGCAGGACUAGCCCCAUCUUUACAUUUUUAAGUAUGUCCCUUCGUGGAUGCCCAAUAUUCUAAAAUGGAUUACAGUUGAAAUUUAAAGCUUUAGCUCAGAACUACAAGAGUGUAUUACUAUAAGAUCAGUACAUAUAUUUUAUCAUGUCUUUUUGUUUCACUAUCUAAAGGACUUUUAAAAUGCUGCUUUUUCAAAAACCCAGUUUCAAAAACCCAACUUUCUUCAACUGUUUCUUCAGUUAUUGUUAUCUGUUUAGGAAUGUGAUAGCUUCCUAUUAUUUCACCUUAUUAAUCAAAGCAGUUGACAAAAUAUAACCAAAUCUGGGAAGAUUUUCUAAAGAAAUUGAUAUAUGGGCCAAUAUGAAAUUGUAUUUAACCUGAGAAGUGUCUUUACCUGAAGUAUGGAAGAAUGUCUAUAAAUGUUUCACUGAUGUAAUACUAAAAAAAUUAUUCAGAUAGUCCUCAACUUACAAUAAUUCAUUUAAUCGCCAUUCAAAGUUAUGAUGGUGCUGAAAAAGUGACUUACAACCAAUUGUCACACAGUCUCCAUGGUCAUGUGAUCAAAAUGUGUGGCCUUGGCAACCACCGUUUAUUUUUUAUUUAUUCAUUUUUAUUUAUUUUUCUCCCAUAUUAUUUUUUAUACAUAGUUCAAGAUGGAGAACAUAUCUGAUGCUCCUUCCUCCUCAUACUUUCCCUACAAUGACCUGUGAGGUGGUUGGACUGAGAGAGAGAGAGAGACUGGUCCAAAGUCACCCAGCUGUCAUGAAUUUACAAUGGUCAGGUUAUUCACCAUUCAUGAUCUUCCUAGCUGGCUUCUGAUAAUCAAAGCCAAUGGGGGAAACCAGACUCAAUAAUCACAAUUCACUUAACAACCACAUUGAUUUACUUAGCAGUUGUGACAAAAAAAAGAUCAUAACAUUGAGCACAACUCACUUACCAACCAUCUCACUUAGCAAUAAAAGUUCUGGUCCCGAUUGUGGUCAUAGGUUGAGGACUGCCCGUACAUUGGAUGUUAGUGAUCAGACCGUUCUUCUGUGUUUCUAAACAAUCUAGUUUAAAUUACCUGCAACACUUGUAUUAUUAUGUGACCAGUGGUACAACCCAAAGCAUCUCAUUUCUCCAGUGCACUGGAGCAGGCUUUAGGGCAAGAUAUUCAUCCCAUAACUAUGAAUGGAUUUGCCUGGUCUUGUUGCAUUACUUUAGGGGUGAUUUUUCCCUGGGAAACCAGGCGGUAGAUAAACAGGCUGCAAUAGAAUCUGUGGUGGCUUUCUCAGAGGCCAGCCCAAACAAGAACUAAUACAAAUGGAUGUAACAUCUUAUAGCAAUAGCAAUUAACCUCUCUCCCUUUGAGCAGUAUACCUUUCAAUUGGACUGUUUCAGAGGAAACACAAACAUAAUAUUUAAUGCUAUAUUGCCACAUCUGGCUCUAAAAUUGGUUAAUAUAUUCCAUGCCAACUUCCUAUAAUAAUGUAGUCACAAGGUAGGUUCAAGGUAAAAAAAAUCAUAUUUCAUCCUCCCUUUCCAUCUUCUGGUUAUGAUUGAUCUUAGUAAAGAAUACAAAGUUGAUGUUAAUAAAGAGGAAAACUAUAAUUCAAAAUGUACAAUCUCUACUCACAGCUAUAUUUUUUAUUACUAACUCACUCUUUGUACUUUAUGCUAUAGGAAUUUGGGUUUUAGUAAUACCCAAAUAUUAAAUACAAUUUUGACCAGUUUCUUCUCUUGAAAUAUCACCGGGUACAUUAAUUACAUUUGUGGAUGCUACUUUGCCGACAGAAACUGACAGUCGCAAACAGCUCCUGGUGAGCAGUGAGCAGAAACAGAUUUUAUCACUGAACUGCUGAAUUCAGUCCACGAAUAGCAAUGGAGUGGUGUCCAAACUUCAUGUCUCACAAAGGGUCAGCCUAUUGCCCUAGCUUGUGCAUCAGGUAUUAUUGAUUUAUGGCUACAACCUGUUUCUUUUCCCAUAUUUUUUUCAGUCAAGGCCAACUCUAUUCUAAAUUAGGAGCUUUAUAAGCCAAUUCUGACAUUCCGGGAUUUAAAAAUUUAGUCUUCGGUAAUGCUCUGAGAGCAUAAAUGGGAAAGCUGGAACACCAGUACUUAGAGAACAGGAUACAGUCUAGCAUUAUGUUUGUCUUGACUCCUCUGCUCUUGUGUUUGAUAAAAUUUUGCAUAAUGCUAGACAUCCAUCACACAGCUACUAUCAUUUUCUCUGAAAUGCAGAAGCUAAACAUUGUUUUAGGUGAUUUAAAUGCUUUUUUUUUUUUGUAGUGAAUGACUUGCGACUGUGUAAAAUGCAUCUGUACUGUAAAUUAAAUGUAAUUAUUUCUGUGUG
Pantherophis guttatus is the source of this 7050-nucleotide messenger RNA. NCBI's taxonomy places the organism in Eukaryota, Metazoa, Chordata, Lepidosauria, Squamata, Colubridae. The record is from RefSeq and is a predicted model, not a curated record.